GGCGAGGACGCACUGUGACCCGGAAGCGAUCCUGGGACGCCGACGGCAAGAUGGCGGCGCGAGCAGCGCUCGGGGCCUUGUGCCGGCGUCUCUGGCAGGGUUCGAAGGAUUUUUCUGUAAGCAGUUCUAAGAGCAGAACAUCCAAAAAUGGUGCCUUUCUUCUCAGUUCCAGUAUGAAGUGGGUACAGUUUUCAAGCCUACAUGUUGAUGUUCCCAAGGACUUGACCAAGCCUGCGAUAACUAUUUCCGAUGAACCGGACACAUUGUAUAAGCGCCUGUCAGUUUUAGUAAAAGGCCAUGAUAAGGCUGUGUUGGACAGUUAUGAAUAUUUUGCCGUGCUUGCCGCUAAAGAACUUGGUAUCUCUAUUGAAGUACAUGAACCUCCAAGGAAAAUAGAGCGAUUUACUCUUCUCAAAUCAGUGCAUAUUUUCAAGAAGCACAGAGUUCAGUAUGAAAUGAGAACACUUUACAGAUGCUUAGAGCUAAAACAUCUAACUGGAAGUACAGCAGAUGUCUACUUGGAAUACAUUCAGCGAAACUUACCUGAAGGAGUUGCCAUGGAAGUUACAAAGACAAAAUUAGAACGGUUACCAGAACACAUCAAGGAGCCAAUCUGGGAAAAGAUACCAGAGGCAAAGGAAGAAAGCAAGUCAUAAAGUCUCAGAGACUAGUUGUGUGGGCUUUUGAAUUCGGGUGGGCCAGCCACGUGGGCUCAAGUGGAGAGUGCUGCCAGUUGAGACGGUUCACUGUUGAGUCCACAUGUCCUGAUCAUGGGCAGCAGGGGAUGGAGCAUUAAGGAUACAAUGGACUACAGUGGAAGAGCCACUUUAUCUGUCCUUUUAUACAUGUCAUCAUUUCAGUUCUGAUUUUACCAAAUGUGAGUAAACUGUUUUGACCACUAUGCACCAAAAGAGUCUGUUUAUAUUUUAUUCUGCUAUUGUUCAAUUAUUAGUUUGUACUAAUUUUAAUUUACAUCAUAUCAUUCAUCUGAAAGUGAAUAUUUGAAAUAUUGCUCACAUACAUUUUUUUCUUUAGAAAUUCCUAGAAGAAACCUUUGGUUAAUUUGAUUAAUUUAACACUGAGCAAUUGAAGUUUUUGAUACUCUAGAACAGGCAGCAUAUAGUUGUUUGUUCGGGGGUGAUGACCUCCAAAUUUGACCUCAUUUAAGCUCUCCAUUCUUGAAAAUGAAUAUACUUUGCAGCAGACCAAGCACACUUGAGGCAUACACUGCACCUUCUAGUGGCCCAGACCCUGCAGGGCUGCCUAAAAGGGUCACUGUAAUGGAAUUUAAGCUCUCAAGACAUUACCACUGUAUCAUUUCACCCAUCCUGUGAUUCAUUCAUUCAACGGGCUCUUAUUUUGUUAACUUACCAAAAAUUGAAUAGAAAUAACAGCCUUUGAAAAUUGUGCAAGGCACAAACCAUUUUCCUUAUUAAGUUCCUCACUGAUAAGAAGGCCUCCCUCUUUUGGUAAUGGCAGUCUUUUGUUUGGAGAUGUCUACUUUUCCAUGAAAUUAAAUAGAGGUUAAAGCCCUGAAAGAAGCAGGACUGCAACGGGCUGAAACUGUUGAUGGAUCAACCCCAAGGGAGUGAUUCGUUUCCUUUUUACAGCAGAACCAGGGCCUCGUCUUUUGUCGUUUUCUUCACAUCUUUGGAGUAGUUAUGUCUUCUCAGUUUUUCCCCCCUUGCACUGGAAUUCCUGUUCUCUCUUCCUUACCUGCUAUCAGGUAUCGGUGUUUUGAAUGCAUACUGCUUAUGUAUCAGACUUACAUUACUGUCAUUAACAUGAAAAGAAUUACAGCCUUGGGGCCCCUGGCCUCCUUCCCUUCUCA
Myotis brandtii (Brandt's bat) is the source of this 1831-nucleotide messenger RNA. It is a transcript of the gene MRPS10, whose product is annotated as mitochondrial ribosomal protein S10. The record is from RefSeq and is a predicted model, not a curated record. The transcript is spliced from 7 exons. Lineage: Eukaryota; Metazoa; Chordata; Mammalia; Chiroptera; Vespertilionidae. Gene Ontology annotation, cellular component: mitochondrial small ribosomal subunit; mitochondrion. The coding region runs from base 51 to 656 and encodes 201 amino acids.